Molecule: messenger RNA, 3940 nt
Organism: Miniopterus natalensis
Lineage: Eukaryota; Metazoa; Chordata; Mammalia; Chiroptera; Miniopteridae
Gene: SLC2A3
Product: solute carrier family 2 member 3
Biological process (GO): dehydroascorbic acid transport
Cellular component (GO): plasma membrane
Molecular function (GO): D-glucose transmembrane transporter activity
Source: RefSeq, a predicted model, not a curated record
CCUCUUGGCUCCACCCUUUGCAGGGAUUACAAAUAGGAGCCUGUGCCUCUUAACUGACUGUGGGCUGAAGGUGAGCUGCAGAGCGCUACUGAGGACCUGAAGAAAAACUUGCUGCCAGAGAAGGACAUUUUGAAGGAUUUGUUGGCUGGGAGAGGUAUCUCUGGAAUCCCCUUCCCAGAUCUUUCUUGAAGAUUCGAAAAAUAUUAGGGCCAUGGGGACACAGAAGGUCACCGCACCUCUGGUCUUUGCCAUCACCAUUGCUGUAAUAGGCUCUUUCCAGUUUGGCUACAACACUGGAGUCAUCAAUGCCCCUGAGGCGCUCAUAACGGACUUUAUCAACUACACUUUGGAAGAGACCUUAGAAAACCCUCCCACCGAAGUGUUGCUAACAUCCCUCUGGUCCUUGUCUGUGGCCAUCUUCUCCGUUGGUGGCAUGAUUGGAUCCUUUUCCGUUGGACUCUUUGUCAACCGCUUUGGCAGACGCAACUCAAUGCUUAUUGUCAAUCUACUGGCUAUCAUUGGUGGCUGCCUUAUGGGAUUCUGCAAAUUAGCUGAGUCAGUUACAAUGCUGAUCCUGGGCCGGUUGGUUAUUGGCAUCUUCUGCGGGCUCUGCACAGGUUUUGUGCCCAUGUACAUUGGAGAGAUCUCUCCUACUGCCUUGCGGGGAGCCUUUGGCACUCUCAACCAGCUGGGCAUCGUGAUCGGGAUUCUGGUGGCCCAGAUCUUUGGUCUGAAAGUCAUCUUGGGGACUGAAGAACUUUGGCCUGUGCUAUUGGGCUUCACCAUCCUUCCAGCUCUCCUACAAAGCAUAGCCCUUCCAUUUUGCCCAGAAAGUCCUAGAUUCUUGCUCAUUAACAAAAAAGAAGAGGACAAUGCUAGGAAGACCCUCCAGCAUUUGUGGGGCACCCAGGAUGUGACUGAGGACAUCCAGGAGAUGAAAGAUGAGAGUGCUAGGAUGGCCCAAGAAAAGCAAGCCACUGUGCUGGAGCUCUUUAGAUCACGGAGCUACCAGCAGCCCAUCAUGAUUUCCAUCAUGCUUCAGCUCUCUCAGCAGCUCUCUGGAAUCAACGCUGUGUUCUAUUACUCAACAGGAAUCUUCCAAGAUGCGGGCGUUAAGGAGCCAAUCUAUCCCACCAUUGGUGCGGGUGUGGUUAAUACCAUCUUUACUGUAGUGUCUCUGUUUCUGGUGGAAAGGGCUGGAAGGAGGACUCUACAUAUGAUUGGCCUUGGAGGGAUGGCAUUUUGUUCCAUCCUCAUGACUAUUUCCUUGUUAUUAAAGGAUGAGUAUAGCUGGAUGACCUAUGUUUGCAUUGGGGCUAUCAUGGUGUUUGUGGCCUUCUUUGAAAUUGGCCCAGGCCCCAUUCCCUGGUUUAUUGUGGCCGAACUCUUCAGCCAGGGACCCCGCCCAGCUGCAAUGGCAGUGGCUGGUUGUUCCAACUGGACCUCCAACUUUUUGGUUGGACUGCUCUUCCCUUCAGCUGCAUUCUAUUUAGGAGCCUACGUUUUCAUUGUCUUCACCGGCUUCCUCGUGAUCUUCUUGGUCUUCACCUUCUUUAAAGUCCCUGAGACCCGGGGCAGGACUUUUGAGGAUAUUACACGAGCCUUCGAAGGGAAGGCACAGGGGGCUGCUAGAGCUGAGAAAGGCCCUGCCGUGGAGAUGAACAGUAUCCAGCCUGACAAGGAGGCCACCACCAACGUCUAAGCCAUGCUUCUUCCCACCUCCCUCCCGACAUGAAAAAGCCACCUCUCCCUGAGCGGGAGAGACCUCAUCAGGUUGUAACCCAGGACUGUUCUGAAUGCUGCUGCUCGUUCGACUCCUUUCUCAGCCCACACUCCACGAGCACUCAGAGGCCCCCAGUGCUGGGCUUAGUUGUAUCUUCAGUGGCUUUUUAACAUUUCAUUUCUUGGACAUUCUCUUCCGAUUAGGAGAGACCAAGUGAACCUACCUUCAGUUCAGGAGGGAUUGGCUACUUGGCAUUUGACAAUUCUGCCCGCCCUUCCUCCCUUAAGUUCUAAUAUUGCGUCCUGAGGGCACGUAGGGGAGAGAGUUCCCCCCACCUCAGUCUCACCAGGGAGCAGAUAGAUAUACGUGAGAGUGUGGAGGGCAGAGAGGAUUACACACGAGCACCUUCCUUGCCCCCAUACCGCUCUGCAGAGCAAAUUAAUUUGAGUUUUAUUUAUUUUAUCUUCUGGUUUUAUUGCAUAAAUAUUUAUUUUUUUAAGUGUAAUUUUACCAAAUAAUGAAAACAUAAGGAAAUUGAGGUUAGAGGGAGGUACUGAAAGAGUUUAUAGGGUGGAAGAUUUGAUACUAGAGAGGUUUAUAGUUUAAUAAAGGAAGAUUUAGGCAGAAAUGUAGUGUGUUAUUGGAGGGUAUAUGAUGUGGUGUGUGAGGUUUGUAGGUUGCCUCUUAACAAUUUCUGUCUUUCAGAUGGAAAUUCUCAAGUUCAAUUUCUCAGAAAAGUCAUGUGCCUGUAUAAAGAAGCUACUGGUUUCCUUAGGAACUUUUUUCUUUAAGAUUACAUGUAGUAUUACUUGAAAUCUAGGAUUAUUACUAAGAUGGGCAUUGUAGUUAAUGGUGAUUGAUGGGUUCUGAUUUUGGAUGGAGUCCAGAGAAGGGAAGGUUGUUUGUAGAAAUUGAUUCUUUUUUCCUCCGCACUGGACCAAACAACUUCUUCCUCUUAUAGUGGACUCGUGGUUUUUUUGUGGUUUUCUUUUUUUUUUUAAGUGCUCCUACCACUGGUGGGAGAGCAACCUAAAAGAUUGGUUCUUGGUAAAGUUUUGUUUUUUCUCCAUUUUGUUCUUUAGGAUAUUUUAGAUGUUUAGAUUUUUUAAAUUUUGGUUUAAGCCAUAGCUUUAAAAGAAUUUAGAGGAGAGUGUGCAUAGCUAACUUGGAAUUUGUAACCUCAGUACUGGGAGAGGAUUUUUCCUGAAUGACUGUUACCUAGUUGAAGUAUGUUAUUGCUUUAGGGUCAGCCCAUGCCUGUUUUUGUCUGUUUCCAUGUCAAGUUACUCCUGUUAUCAUGUUACCAUAGUAUUAUGUCAAGUGCCCUAAGGGCACCUGACUCUUUCCCAUAGACCACUUUGAGAUAGUAUGAGUAAAUGUGCAGUGUAGCCCACACUUGAGAGUAUGAAUGUAUGUGCACUGUCACUUUGCUCUGGGUGGAAGUAGUUUAUUGGUAACUUGUUUCCUCUAUGAUCCUACGGUGCCGCCUUUUGGAUUGGAAUGUGUUAAAACUCAUCUCUGUAUAUAAGUAACACUGCCUCUGCUGGGUGGGAUUCGCAUCUGUGGCUUUCUUCCUAACCGUGUAGAGGACUCUGCCUCCCUCUAGGCUCAGACAGUGGGAGUAGGAGAGUGUGAAAUCAGGACAUGGGGCCUCCUAGGGGAGCUGGAGGGAAUUCAUGGGGGAGAGGGAGGCAUUCUUUUCAGGGGGAUAAGAAACACACCGAAGACUUGUAACUGGAAAGUUUCCAAGAGUUAGAUGAGAUGGAGGUAUUUACACUUGCCGUAAGUCACAGACACCUCCACCAUCUAGUUUCCCAGUAUUUGUAUAAAUGGAGAUAAAACCCCAGUGACACCCUCUCCCUUUUUCAUACGUUGCUUGACCUCCCUUCCCUCCUUGGUGCUUAUACAUUUGAGGCCCUUUAGCCAAAUCCUUGCCUAUGACAAUAUUUUAGUUCUCAGUUCUUACCAUUCCCUCUGGUUGUUGAGCCUAUGGAUAAAAACUCAGAGCUAUGACAUGGGGCUUUGCUGGGACAGGUGACUUUCUUCCAACUGCACCUCCACUUCUGGCUCCUCAAAAACUGUGGGUUGGCAGUAACAGUGUGGAAGUUUUCCCUUUUCUCAGUGACCAGAUUGUGAAUAUUUCCAAAUAGGUUUUAUAUUAUUAAUGUUUCUGUGGUUCUCUUUGUUUUGAAAUAAAAAUUCUGAAUGUACAUAUGA